Molecule: messenger RNA, 657 nt
Organism: Callorhinus ursinus (northern fur seal)
Lineage: Eukaryota; Metazoa; Chordata; Mammalia; Carnivora; Otariidae
Gene: CCK
Product: cholecystokinin
Biological process (GO): digestion
Cellular component (GO): axon; extracellular region
Molecular function (GO): neuropeptide hormone activity
Source: RefSeq, a predicted model, not a curated record
AAACGCACGCAAAGCCCGCUGCGUCCUACUCUGAAGCCAUGAACGGCGGCGUGUGCCUGUGCGUGCUGCUGGCGGUCCUGGCGGCCGGCGCCCUGGCGCAGCCGGUCCCUUCGGCGGACCCGGUGGGCCCAGGGGCGCAGCAGGAGGAAGAGGCGCCCCGGAGGCAGCUGAGGGCAGUGCAGAAGGUGGACGACGAGCCCCGAGCGCACCUGGGCGCGCUGCUGGCCAGGUACAUCCAGCAGGCCCGGAAAGCUCCUUCUGGCCGAAUGUCUGUCAUUAAGAACCUGCAGAGCCUGGACCCCAGUCACAGGAUAAGCGACCGGGACUACAUGGGCUGGAUGGAUUUUGGCCGGCGCAGUGCUGAGGAGUAUGAGUACCCCUCCUAAGGGACCCCGCCUUUGUCAGCAUGCCAGGAAGCGACCUCCUGGCUCAGAUGAGGCAGAAUAAGAAAGCAAUCACACUCACAACUCAUUGUCUCUGAAGUUUGACAUUUUAAGUAUCUAUUUAUUAAGUUUUCAGUGAGAAAAAUAUGUCUGUAAGAUUGUCCAGGGCAACUUCACGCCUCACCAGACUUGUACGAAUGGAAGACAAAACAUUUUCCUCGUCUGUGACGCCUGGUCCUAAAGUGUUGCUAUGCUAUUAAAAUGAUUUCAUUCU